Molecule: messenger RNA, 1008 nt
Organism: Malassezia globosa CBS 7966
Lineage: Eukaryota; Fungi; Basidiomycota; Malasseziomycetes; Malasseziales; Malasseziaceae
Exons: 1
Coding region: 1-1008 (335 amino acids)
Cellular component (GO): fungal-type vacuole membrane
Source: RefSeq, a predicted model, not a curated record
AUGAGCCACAUCAAGAGGCAACAACGGCGCUGGGUGUCGCUGUUAGGCUCCGUGAUUAUUGCGUUAUCAGCAGGCAGCACCUAUGUAUUCAGUUCAUACGCGCCCCAACUUCAAGAGGCAUUGCAUCUGUCGAGCACGCAGCUCAAUAUCCUUGGUCUCGCAGGCAACUUGGGCAUGUACAUGUCCGGGCCAGUAUGGGGACGAUGGAUUGACCAAGCUGGUCCCUAUGGUGCUGUGAUCAGUGGUGCGUUUCUGGUGUUAACAGGCUAUGGUAUGCUGUCCCGAGCGCACAAGUAUGCGUGGACUGAUAUGCCUGUGCUGAUGCUCUCUUUCUUUUGUCUGUGCACGGGUCUGGGUAAUUCAGCAGGCAACAAUGCAGCCAUCAAUGUGCAGGCCAAGAGUUGGGGAGAAGACCACCGUGGAUCAGCUAUGGCACUUGUACUCUCAGCGUUUGGGCUUAGUGCCUUUGUGUACUCGACACUGUCACACACGUUCUUCACCGGCAAUGUUACAGGAUAUUUGGACAUGCUUGCACUCGGCAGUUUCUCCUGCUUUAUUGUCGGCAUGAUGCUGAUCAAGAUUGUGCCGCCCAGUGAGGGUGAGCAGGCGCAACAGACUGCGUCGUCGUCACAAUAUGAGCGUGUGCCAGAUCGGGAAGACCCAGAAAGAGAUGCAAUGCCGGGUCGCAAGCCUCUACGCCGCAUGCGCUCGUCUUCGGAGACGAGUGCGCGUGUUAUAGCAUGGAUCCGCGAUGUCCACGAGUCCGAGUAUGGGCACGCGGAUGACGACCAAGUCAUAGACGAGCGAGAUCCCGGCACAACUGACAUUACAGGGCUGCAACUUGUGCGCAAUGUGGACUUUCUCCUUCUGUUUACCAUUCUAGGCUUUCUCAGUGGCUCAGGCCUUUUGCUCAUCAACAAUGUCGGCACCAUAACUCGCGCACUUUGGGACCAUGCCGAGCGUGAGAACAGGCUGGUAGUGGGGAAGACCACUACAGACAUGGCUUGA